AUGGGAGACGUCGCCGUCGAGACUCCGGCGAACAACGUCACGCCUCACACCAAGGCAGCUCCAUUGGAUACGAUCCCCAACAUAGACUCCCUCGAAGGCACAGGAAACGAUGGAGGUGAUGAAUACGCCACCCUGAAGAGACUGCAGAGACACCUAGAGUACAUCCAGCUCCAGGAGGAGUACAUCAAGGAUGAGCAAAGGAGCUUGAAGAGAGAACUCGUCCGCGCGCAGGAGGAAAUCAAGCGGAUACAGAGCGUGCCUUUGGUUAUCGGCCAGUUUAUGGAAGCGAUCGAUCAGAAUACCGGUAUCGUGCAGUCGUCAACCGGCUCAAAUUACGUCGUCCGUAUCCUGUCCACGCUCGACCGCGAGAAGCUCAAGCCCUCAUCCUCGGUCGCACUCCACCGUCACUCCAAUGCCCUUGUUGAUAUCCUACCUCCGGAGGCGGACUCCUCUAUCGCUAUGCUGGGUGAGAAUGAGAAGCCCGAUGUGACGUAUGCAGAUGUUGGUGGGCUUGACAUGCAGAAGCAAGAGAUUAGGGAGGCAGUGGAGCUGCCUUUGACGCACUUUGACCUCUACAAACAGAUCGGUAUCGAUCCUCCUCGCGGUGUCCUCCUGUACGGUCCUCCCGGUACUGGUAAGACCAUGCUGGUCAAGGCAGUAGCAAACAGCACAACCGCCAGCUUCAUCCGUGUAAACGGAUCCGAGUUUGUUCAGAAAUAUCUAGGUGAAGGUCCUCGCAUGGUUCGCGAUGUUUUCCGCAUGGCUCGAGAGAACUCCCCGGCUAUUAUCUUCAUUGACGAGAUUGACGCCAUCGCCACGAAGCGUUUCGACGCCCAAACUGGUGCGGACCGUGAAGUGCAGCGUAUCUUGCUGGAACUUCUCAACCAGAUGGAUGGUUUCGAACAGACGAGCAAUGUCAAGGUUAUCAUGGCUACCAACAGGGCGGAUACUUUGGAUCCUGCCUUGCUACGUCCGGGUCGUUUGGAUCGGAAGAUCGAGUUCCCGUCCCUGCGGGACAGGCGUGAGCGCCGGUUGAUUUUCUCUACCAUAGCGUCUAAAAUGUCGCUUUCCCCCGAAGUCGACCUGGACUCGUUGAUCGUGCGCAACGAGCCCCUCUCGGGUGCGGUCAUUGCGGCUAUCAUGCAAGAGGCGGGUCUCCGCGCUGUCCGGAAGAACCGUUAUAACAUCAUCCAAUCCGAUCUCGAGGAUGCUUAUUCCGCCCAGGUCAAAACCGGACAGGAAGCAGAUAGGUACGGAACACUGUCUAUGCACCCUGCCAUCGAGACUCGGCUAACAAGGUACACAGACUUGAAUUCUACCGGUAAACCAAGCGAAGAGCGUGCUUUAAGCUGGAGAUCGGGUGGCUCAAGGCGGACAUGGGGGCAGUUAGCUGUAUUAUCAAAUCUAGGCUAUCAUAUAUUAGGACAACGACUGACGCAUUUGGGUAUUCCGCUGGAGUAG
Molecule: messenger RNA, 1461 nt
Organism: Aspergillus sclerotioniger CBS 115572
Lineage: Eukaryota; Fungi; Ascomycota; Eurotiomycetes; Eurotiales; Aspergillaceae
Gene: rpt3
Product: proteasome regulatory particle base subunit RPT3
Exons: 5
Coding region: 1-1461 (486 amino acids)
Biological process (GO): proteasome-mediated ubiquitin-dependent protein catabolic process
Cellular component (GO): proteasome regulatory particle, base subcomplex
Molecular function (GO): ATP hydrolysis activity; ATP binding; proteasome-activating activity
Source: RefSeq, a predicted model, not a curated record